CAGGGGUCCUUCAGACUCACGGAAGCGCGGCAGUGUUACAGCGGUGUGGAGCAAGCACGUGUGUGUGUUUGUAUGUGUGUUUGUGUGUGAUUUGGGCUCAAACUGACAGGUUUUGCAGACGGUGAACAUCAUGAGAGUGGUCGGGCUCAUCAGUGGCGGUAAGGACAGCUGCUUCAACAUGCUGCAGUGUGUGUCUGCUGGACACUCUAUAGUCGCUCUGGCAAACCUCAGACCUGCAGCUCACGCGGCUUCAGAUGAGCUGGACAGCUACAUGUACCAGACUGUGGGUCAUCAGGCUGUGGAUCUGAUAGCAGAGGCCAUGGGUUUACCACUCUACAGGCGCACUAUUGAGGGCUCAAGUGUGCAUAUUGACAGAGAGUACAGCCCCACUGACGGAGACGAGGUGGAGGAUCUCUAUCAGCUGCUCAAACACGUCAAGGAGGAGAUGCAUGUGGACGGCGUGUCUGUCGGAGCCAUUCUGUCUGAUUAUCAGAGAGUACGGGUGGAAAAUGUGUGUGCGAGGCUGCAGCUUCAGCCGCUGGCGUAUCUGUGGCAUCAAGACCAGGCCACACUGCUCUCAGAGAUGAUAUCCAGCGGACUCCAUGCCAUCCUCAUCAAAGUGGCAGCGUUCGGUCUGCAUCCAGACAAACAUCUAGGAAAAUCGCUGGCGGAGAUGGAGCCGUAUCUGCAUGAGCUGUCAGAGAAGUAUGGCGUCCACAUCUGUGGUGAAGGUGGAGAAUACGAGACCUUCACCCUCGACUGUCCGCUCUUCAAAAAGAAGAUUGUCAUAGACGCCACAGAGACCGUCAUCCACUCAGAUGAUGCCUUCGCUCCUGUAGGUUUUUUGCGCUUCACUGAAAUGCACACUGAGGACAAGACAGAGGGCUCCGGAGGGCCACCGCCGCCAUCUCUCUCUGCGUGUCCUUGCCAGAGCGCCAUUGACAGGAUGACAGAGGAGCUGGAAUAUGCUGAUAAAACUGCAGACGUCCAGAGAGAAUGUCCAUCACACACACAGAGCACAUGUCAACUGGAGGAGGGUUGUGAGGUUUCACACUCGUCCAGCAGUUCUGCAGGUUUCCAGUGGAUCAGCGGAUUAUCUGCGCAUCAGUCCGAACACCCGGACGUCCAGAGCCAAGCACAGCACGUCUUCACACUCUUGCAAAGUCGUCUGCAGGAGAUGGGCUCUGCGCUCAGACAUGUUCUUCUGGUUCAUCUGUACGUCAGCAGCAUGCAGGACUUCAGGCUAAUCAACAGCGUCUACAGCAGAUUCUUCACACACAACCCACCUGCCAGGGUGUGUGUGCAGGCGUCUCUGCCGGAGGGUCGUCAGCUGCAGAUGGAUGUUCUUCUUCAGGAUCAGACGAAGGCUUCAUCUUCAUCAGUGUGUGAGGAUGAGUGUUUCCCCCAGAGAGAGACUCUUCAUGUGCAGAGUGUGUCCCACUGGGCUCCGGCCAACAUCGGCCCCUACAGUCAGGCCACACAGGUUGGCGGUGCAGUGUUCUGUACCGGUCAGAUCCCUCUAGUCCCGUGCCGUAUGGUUCUGCUGGACGGUCCGCCGCUGCUCCAGGCUCAGCUCUGCUUCAGUCACACAGAGAAGGUUCUGGAGGCCGUGAGCUCUGCACUGACGCUGAGGAACGUUCUGCAGGCGCACAUCUACAUCACAGAUGUCAAAUACAGUGCAGCCGUCAGCGCAGCCUGGAGAACACGACUGCAGGACGGACAGUAUGAGUGUGUGUGUGCUCCACAGCUCCAUCUGCUGGUGGUGUGUGCUCUGCCCAGAGGAGCUCUGCUGGAGCUGCAUGUGUCUGCGGUGCAGGACUGUCCCUCAGAGAGAGUGUGUGUUUGUCGGAGCUCCGGCGGCGUCGUGGAAUCCCGUCUGCUGCACUCUGGCUGUGCUCGAUACGCCUCUCUGUCUCUGAGUGUGUGUGAGAGCACAGAGAGUGUGUGUGUGAGCAGCGAGAGCCUCCUGCACACACUGAUGUCCUGCUAUAGCUCUGCGCUUCAGGAGAGUCCCAGCCUGACCGCUCUGUGUGCCAGAGUCUUCUACAGGAGACACCACAACACCAGCACACACAUCGCCACAGGUCUGCAGCCGCGCUUCACUGGUGCUCGGGAUCCAUGUGCUCCUGCAGUGGUUCUGGUUCCUGUUGAAGAUCUUCCAGAGGGUCAGCUGCUGCUGGUGUCCUGCUGGCUCAGUGUCUAGAGCAGAUAUACUGUAUGAGGAGACACACAUUCAUUAUUAAAAACACAAUGCAUUUCUGUGUUUACAUCUGCGUUCACUGCACAAUAAAAUGCAUUCUGUCAUGCACGUUUGCCUAUUCCAACCGCAGUUUUAAAAUGUAAAUUACAUUAUUGUAAUGCGUUUGAAGUUAUAAGAGAGAAAUGG
Molecule: messenger RNA, 2386 nt
Organism: Danio aesculapii
Lineage: Eukaryota; Metazoa; Chordata; Actinopteri; Cypriniformes; Danionidae
Gene: dph6
Product: diphthamine biosynthesis 6
Exons: 15
Coding region: 131-2203 (690 amino acids)
Biological process (GO): protein histidyl modification to diphthamide
Molecular function (GO): diphthine-ammonia ligase activity
Source: RefSeq, a predicted model, not a curated record